Molecule: messenger RNA, 1782 nt
Organism: Aspergillus novofumigatus IBT 16806
Lineage: Eukaryota; Fungi; Ascomycota; Eurotiomycetes; Eurotiales; Aspergillaceae
Product: putative 3-hydroxyacyl-CoA dehydrogenase
Exons: 4
Coding region: 1-1782 (593 amino acids)
Biological process (GO): fatty acid metabolic process
Molecular function (GO): oxidoreductase activity; NAD+ binding
Source: RefSeq, a predicted model, not a curated record
AUGCAUUCAACGUGGCAGCCCCCAAAGAACUAUCGCCAACGCCCUGUCGCCAUUCUUGGUGCAGGCGUGCUCGGUCGUAGACUUGCAUGCGUCUGGGCCUCAGCAGGGUACAAUAUCCAAGUCCGCGAUCCGAGUCCCCAGCAGCGCGAAGACUGCCUCGCCUACGUCAGGGAUAACGUGGCCUCAUACGCCGAGAGCACAGGCCAGGAGCCAGGCAGAGUAGAUGCAACCGACAGCCUCAAGGAUGCCGUGGACAAUGCCUGGCUGGUCAUCGAGGCCGUGCCGGAGAAGAUCCAGCUCAAGAUCAGCACGUUUGCCGAGCUCGAUGCCCUCGCGCCGGAUGACUGUAUCCUCGCGUCGAACUCCUCGUCGUACAAGUCGUCGGAGAUGCUUGAGAAGGUGGGAGAGGCGACGAAGGCCCGGAUCCUGAAUAUGCACUACUACAUGCCGCCGCAGUGUAUGAUUGUCGAGCUCAUGACGGAUGGGCACACCGCGGCUGAGAUCUUUCCGUUUAUGGUUGAGCGGUCCAAGGAGGCUGCGACGGUUCCGUAUGUUGCUCGGAAGGAGUCGACGGGGUUUAUCUUCAAUCGUCUGUGGGCGGCAGUCAAGCGGGAGGAGAUUGACUCAAUGUGGCAGGAGAUGUUUGUCAAGGGAGGAGUCUUGCCUUGCAAGACAAUGGAUGCUGUCGGCCUUGAUACCGUCGCGUUUAUCGAAGGCCAUUACAUUGCAGAGCGAGGUCUCUCGCCGGAGAAGACCGUCGACUUCCUCAAAGAGAACUAUCUCGACAAGGGUAAGCUCGGCAACAAAUGUGCAAACGGUGGUCUUUAUCCUGCAGCAUCGCCCUCGGCAAAUACCACUGUCCAACCCAAGAUCAUCGCCCUCGAUGUCGGUCUGUCUGCAGCAACCCCUGGUUUCACCGCAGGCCAGAUUGUCGAAUUCUCGGCCGACGGAAAGCUGCAACGAGUACUUGUCAAGGAUCAAGCCCUGCCAGACGGCUUGUCUGUUGAUUUCACUGCUAAACGCAUGUUCUGGACCAACAUGGGUGUACCAGGCAAGGACGACGGGACCGUCUACUCUGCCAGCCUUGACGGCUCAGACAUCAAGACGCUUGUUGCACCGGGGAAAACCAACACCCCAAAACAACUAGCACUGGAUCAGUCCGCUCAAAAGGUGUACUUCUCUGACCGGGAAGGACUACGCGUAUUCCGGUGCAACUACGACGGAGGUGAUCUUGAGGUCAUCGUCCAAACGGGCGAUUACCAACAACCAGAAGACAUGCAAGAUGCCACAAAGUGGUGUGUGGGCAUUGCUGUUUCCCCUCGGUUUGGCAAGUUCUACUGGACGCAGAAGGGAUUUUCAAAGAGCGGUAAGGGCAGGAUCUUCUGUGCUGGUAUUGACAUGCCCCAAGGUCAGACUGCCACAACUAGAGAUGAUAUCCGCUGUCUCUUGGAGGAUCUGCCGGAACCCAUUGAUCUGGAGGUAGACGAGGAGUCUGGCAGAUUGUACUGGACCGAUCGCGGUGAGCUUCCUUUUGGAAACUCGUUGAACCGGGUCUCGCUGAAGGAAACCGGCUCGGAGGUCGAACGGACUGAUCGUCUGGGAUAUGAGAUUCUCACACGGAAUCUGAACGAGGCAAUCGGUUUGAAGUUGGAUCUGGAACACGGGCAUAUCUACUUGACCGAUCUUGGGGGCAGCGUUUACCGGACGGACGCGGAUGGGAAGCAGAAGGUCAAGUUGUAUUCCGAUGAGAGCCGUGCUUUUACUGGAAUUGCUUUACUAUAG